UGAACCACGCGACUAACUUGUGUGUUUAAUUCAUCAAUGAGAUAACAGAACCGCGAUUCAGACGAAAUAUUAUUGAACGAGGUUAUUUUAGGCUUUGUGGCUUGUCAAACCCAUUACUCACUCUAAAAAAACCUCUGUGGCAACGAAAACUCUUCCUCUGUCAUGUAUCGAGUGUUCCUUUUGCUAUCGAUACCGGAAAAGGCGACCUGAAUCUUCCGGCCAACUCUUUGAAUAAUUAAGCGCCUACAACAACGUCAAUUUGCCAACCGAACGUAAACAGUGAGCCGGGGGCGUAUGAAAACCGUCUACCUUGCCGUGUGUGUACUUUGCAUUUAAUUGUCAAAAAGAAAAGCCGUCUUGUGAUCAAUCGGCGUUUCUUUGACCUUGCACUAUGAAUUGGAAAACAACGCUGAACGCUUGAAAUCUGCGUGUGAAAAACGUGUGGAAUCCGCUCUGUCUUAGCGCGAGUUGUGCGACAACUAUCCCUGCCGCGCGCGAGAAAUUGAUGUGGUUGUUAAGAUCAGUUUUGAUAAUCGAUUGGAGUCGUGAAGUGGGGCAAGUGCACAGUCAGUUCAUGCUGAUUUCUGUAAUGAUAAGUCGUGUCUCAAAGCACUGUUGAGGUCAUCUCAAUUGAUCAAUUGAGUUGUAAUUAGCUAGCUUUUCCCCGCCCACCCUCUGCGAUCAACAAACAAUGAUUGUCAAGCGAUAAAGACUUUAAACGGAAAUUUAGCUAUUAGAGGUAUUAACCCGGUUACAUUUUCAGCCAGAAUGCCUCCCCGUUGAUGUGCGUCAAGUGUUUCUCGGGACACGGCUGGGCGAAAAAAUGCCGGGAAUUUUUGAAAGGCAAACUGUGUCGAUAAAUUGUUUCCAUUUGUACGAUGGAGGGCUAGUCAACAAUCCAUGCCCUUCCACUUUCCCAUACGUCACCCAAUUAACCGAUUGAUGUCAUUUGCACCAACCAAUCAGGAUUGGAGUUUUUCAUUAGCGUUGACAGGUGAAAUGCCUUGGCUAGCCGUGAAGUACAAUAAUAUAAAGCAAAGGGCCAACCGACCUCGAACUCUAUCACGUGUGAGCUUGUUACUACGUUUUCAGCAGUUUCUUCCGAAGUGAGGACUGCACGAGAGGAACUUGUGAAACUAUGGCGAAGAAGAAAUGCUUGGUUUUAUAUGCGUUGUUGUUGGGUGUGUUUCAAGACAGGACUACUGCCAGUUGGAUGUGGAUGGGGAUUUCGGCGCUCGGCACCCGAAGCGAUGGCAAUCUGACGACUUGUUACGGAGUUCCUGGCUUGUCCUCGCAGCAAAUGAGCGUGUGCCAAUCUAAGCCGGAUCUCAUCCCGACUCUCAGGCGCGGUGCAAACCUGGGAAUCACCGAGUGUCAGAAACAGUUUGAAAAAGAACGUUGGAACUGUUCCACCACAAAUUCAUCGUCAGUCUUCGGUGAAAUUAUUGACAUAGGAAGUCCCGAGGCUGCCUUCGUUUACGCGAUAACUUCAGCUGGGGUAGUGCACGCGGCUAGCAGGUCAUGCAGUCUUGGCAACCUUAGUGAUUGUGCCUGUGAAGCUCGCAGAAAGAGAAAGCAGCCAUCAAGAGGUUGGGAAUGGGGAGGCUGCAACGACGAUGUGAAAUUUGGCGUUUGGUUGUCGAAAACCUUUGUCGAUGCACCUGAACGAAACGAGCGCAGCGGCACAAUCGCCGAUAGAAAGAUGCGUGUACGGAAGAAGGGAAGAUACCUUAUGAACCUCCAUAAUAACGAAGUUGGCAGACUGGUUGUUCAGAGUCUUGUGAGUAAUCAAUGCCGUUGUCAUGGAGUUUCUGGCUCCUGCACCAUCAAGACCUGCUGGAAAACCGUGCCAAACUUCGCCAAAAUUGGAGAUCACUUGAAAGUUAAGUACAAAAAGGCCGUGCAGGUGGUGUACAACAGAAAAAAGCGACGAAUACGACGCAAGGAGCAAAAACGCGUCAAGAUAACAAAAGACACACUGGUGUUUAUCGACCGACCACCAAACUACUGCAAUCGGAAUCCGGCGCUGGGAAUUUUAGGCACGUCUGGAAGAGUGUGCAACAAGACCUCCCCUGGAAGUGACCGGUGCGAUCUGUUGUGCUGCGGGGCUGGAUACAAUACUCAGGUGGUGCGAGAGGUGAAAAGGUGCCAGUGCAAGUUUGUAUGGUGCUGUUACGUGACUUGUAAAGAGUGUCCACGAAUUUAUGACCGACACACGUGCAAGUGAUGGCCUGUUUUCUCUUAUCUGGUGGCCAUUUUCUCAAUAGUGGGACGAUUUUAUUGCGGCACAAGUUAUUUAUUGAAGAGAAAGGAACAUAAAAUGAUAUGAAGUGACAGUGGGGCCGAGAGUCAAUUUGUUUAAGCCAGUCUUGGACCUUGCUUAGUUUUGGAGAAAAACAAAUUGAAGCGCGUUUUGGAUGUGAAUCGACUUCAGCAAAGUAGUGAUUGCUGCCAAAGAAGAGCUCUGAAUUGAAAUACUUUGACAAUAGCAAGUUAAAACUAUCAAGAGAACGAGAUAAAUUAUAAUUUAGACUUUGUAGAACUUUUUAGUCAACAUGGCAAGUAGAGAUGUAAUGGAUGGAUAUAUACUGAGCAAACUUUUACCCAACCCGUAAAAUACUGUUGUUUUUUUUGAAGCUCGGUGUCGGUAUUUCCAUUAAAAGAGACAAAAAAAAAAAAAAA
Molecule: messenger RNA, 2682 nt
Organism: Orbicella faveolata
Lineage: Eukaryota; Metazoa; Cnidaria; Anthozoa; Scleractinia; Merulinidae
Product: protein Wnt-16-like
Biological process (GO): multicellular organism development; cell fate commitment; neuron differentiation
Cellular component (GO): extracellular region
Molecular function (GO): frizzled binding; cytokine activity
Source: RefSeq, a predicted model, not a curated record